AUGAUCAUGUCGAAAAAAAAUCGUAUUUCUUUGACUGUCAGUUCUCUUGCAAUGCUUAUGUUUGGAAUGCAUAUUUAUUUAACAAUGUCUCCCAAACCUGCAAAAUCCUAGUAAGUCAAAUAAACAUGCAAUUUUUGUUUUAAUUUUCAAAAAAACUUUAGUGAUAAAUGCCAUAUUGAUGAUUGGAAUCGUAUUACGCUUGAAGAUAUUCCACAUUCCAAAAAAAUUCGAUUAUUUGGAAAAGAAGGAUUAACAAAAUAUAGAAUGGAUACACUUUUAGGUGGACAACUUCGAUUAGUUAAUUCAUUUGUUUAUCCAAAUCAUAUAGCAGUUACAACAACUGUUCAACAUUCUGAAAAGUAAAAUUCAAUAAAAUCUCGGUUUUAAACAAUUAUGUACAUUUUUAGCGAUAAUAUAACUUGUGUCUAUUUUGAUUGUAAUCGAAAGGAAAUUCCUGAUACACGAUUCAAAUCAAUAUAUUAUCCUUAUAAUAUUGUUCAAUGUGCAAGACGAUAUGGAGCAGAAUAUAUUUCUCUAGAUUUAGAAGAUGGAAAAGAGAUUCCUGAACCUGUUCCAAUGAUUUUCAGGAUCUAUAAAGGUUGAAGGUUACCUAUUUUUUCUAGAUAACAUUUUUGAAAUUUUCAGAACCAAUUCAUGCAAUUUCAGUAUGUGUUGGUCCAAUUUAUGGAAAUGAAUCAAAAUGGUUGGGAAUUGCAGAAUAUAUAGAACAUUAUAAACUUAUUGGGAUCAAGCAUUUUUAUUUCACUGUUUUCAAUAUGAAUGAAUAUGAUCGGAAAAUAUUGAAUGACUAUAUUCGAUUAGGAGAAGUUGAAUUGACUGAAUUGGAUACUGAAUAUAAAAAAGAAGAUUGGCAAAUGCAUAUGGUUCAACAAGAGGUAUUUAGAUAACAUAUUUCUAAAUACAAAAAUGAUGAUGUGUGUUUACAGGAAUGUUUACAACGUGCGAAAUUUCAUUCAAAAUGGGUUAUUAAUGCUGAUUUUGAUGAGAGACUUGUGUUGAAAAAUAAUAUUACAAUUGAAGAUCUUUUGAAUUCUGUCAAAAAUGCAACAGAUUAUACAUUAUCUGUUGCGCGAGUAAUAAAGAACGAAACAAUGCCUGAAAAAUAUAUCAAUUCCUCACAAACCAAAAACGAUAUGCAGUUCAUUAAACAUCAUUUGACUUCAAAUUCGUCAUUCUUCGGUUCAAAAACAAUUUUUCGGUCUGAUACGGCGGCAAAAAUAUACUAUCAUCGUGUUAUUCACCAUUAUAGUGAUCAAAAAUUUGUGCCACAAAUCGAACCAGAAGUCGCCUAUCUUCGUCAUUAUCGAACCGAUAAUGAAAACGGAAUAAAUUCAGGAUGGCAAAAAAAUCAUACUGAAUUCGUGUUUACUGAUUUAGAUGAGGAAUUUAGUCGAAAAUUAGUGGAAAAUGUGCUAAAACGUGUUGAAUUUGUUUAUAAUGAGAAAUUGAUGUAUUGCGAUGAAAUCGGACGAACAUUCAGAAGAUAUAAAAUUUAUAAAAAUUCCUUUGAUUGUAUUGAUAGAAAUGGAAAUAAUGUUUGA
Messenger RNA from Caenorhabditis angaria, 1562 nucleotides. NCBI's taxonomy places the organism in Eukaryota, Metazoa, Nematoda, Chromadorea, Rhabditida, Rhabditidae. The record is from the annotation of a GenBank genome assembly.